CCAAUAAUGGUUCCUUCUCAGUGGUGAGUGCUUGGAACCUAUUGAGACAUUCUAGAGCUGAGAAUUCUUUUAUCAGUAAGGUUUGGCAUAAAGCCUUACCUUUCAAGAUGUCCUUUAUUUCUUGGAGGAUCCUUCUUAGGAAGAUUUCAACAGAUGACAACAUCCAAAAAUUUGGCAUCAGGAGCAAUCUUAAAUGCCAUUGUUGCGGAAUCCACACAUGCACGAAACCACUCAACACUUAUUUUUAAAUGGCACGUUAGCCCUUGCUGCUUGGAAACACUUCGGAUCAUUAAUGGGUAUUUCAGGAUAGUUUACUGGAACAAACCAGCCUCCAACUUCUUCAAGCUAAAUAGUGAUGGGAGCCUGAGAAAUGGAUCAUGUGGGGGAGGAGGAAUCAUCAAAGACGCACAAGGGAAAAUGAUAAUGGCUUACUCCAUUCACUUUAAUAAUGGAACUAGCAACAGCGCUGAAGCAAAGGCUCUUUUAUUUGGAAUUCAAUGGUGCAUUCAGCACAACUUCACUAACAUUGAGCUGGAAACAGAUUCCAUCCUUUUACUUUCUUGGGUUAAGCAAAUUUUCAAGAUUCCUUGGCAGAUUGAGGGAACCAUCAGGGACAUUAGAAGGAAACUGCAACAUGGUCUAUCCAACACUGCUAUCGUGAAGCUAAUAAGGUAUCCGAUUUGCUAGCUGCAAUGAGCCACAAGCACCGAGGCAUCAAAAUAUUCUCCUAUUUCGAAGAUCUUCCUACUCAAAUUAGAGGACAUAUCAACUUGGAUAAGUGUGAAACUCCUAAUUUCAGGAUUAGGAACAAAAAAUUCAAAGAUAUCACUUUUAAUGAUGUGGUACCUGAUGUAUAGUCUAACCUCGAUCUUUUGGGAGCUAAACUGGGAACAUGAGAUUCACUCUCUCACCAUCUCUAUAGUGACCUAUGGUCCUAAUUUGUGUAAAUCUUUUAAUUUUAGACCUUGGAGAACAAGGAUAGAAGCAAUGGGUAUGCCCAAAGCUUUAGAAACUUAUACUGAGGUUAGGCACUUCAUACCUCGAGUGCAUGUAUUCUCCUUUUGGUUAUUAAUAUACAAGGUAGGGGUGAAGCCUAACCCCCCACCAUGAAGGUGGCUUUAAUAAAAAAAAAAA
Molecule: messenger RNA, 1134 nt
Organism: Lycium ferocissimum
Lineage: Eukaryota; Viridiplantae; Streptophyta; Magnoliopsida; Solanales; Solanaceae
Exons: 2
Coding region: 154-687 (177 amino acids)
Molecular function (GO): nucleic acid binding; RNA-DNA hybrid ribonuclease activity
Source: RefSeq, a predicted model, not a curated record